AUGGCGGGUAUUCUUCGUCGAUUGCGGAGGUCCAGCAAGAAGGCGGCAAAGUUUCGAUUCACAGUCACUCUUCAGGUGGGCAUUUCUAGAUUCCUAGAUUCCUAAAGCAAAAUUUGCGUUCAGGAGCUCCAACUCUGCACCGACGACAAAUGGAAACCCGACAAUCUUGUCGUCUCGUUCGUCCAUCGGUGGGUGUCAGGAGGAAUGUUCUCUCCUUAUCAAAAAAGAGAGAAUGUCAAUUAAUCGGCUGAAAACUGACAGCUUGCAAUUGAAUCAAAUUGUUUCAGACGUCGAAAAGUGUCGUCAAAGGAACGAAAAUGGGAGCAAUCGUUUUCGGACCCGGCGAAAUGCGUUAUUAUGUGGCCGGAACAAAUGACGGAGAACGUCGACAUCCUGACGACUCUCUACCGAGUGCCCGAUGAUGAUCAGUACGAGGACAAGGAAUGGACGAUCGUCAUCGAGGAGGUGACGGCGAAAGGAAAGCGGAAGGCGAUUGCGGCGGUGCCUCUCAACGUCCGGCUCUUCAUUCUCGACCUGCCGGAGCACAAGAGCGAGCUGAAACUGAAGCUCCGUCCACUGUCGCCGUCGCUGAAAUCGUGCUCUCUUAUAAUUUUGCUCGGCAGCACGCUCGUCUCGGAGCACAGCGGCGACGACGUGAGCAUCACCUCGUCGGCGGCGACCUCUUUCGUCGAGAAAGCGGCAGUGACGGAUGAAGUGGACGCGGCGGCGGCGAGUGACUCGACGCGAGCGGGUAAUUGAAUGAGCAGAGAGAUGUGUGUAUUUACAAAUAAGAUGUUGCUUUCAGAAGCACGACGGCAGAUCGAUCAGACUGCAAAUCGCAUUCAAGAAUGGGCUAGGAACGAGAAGGAACCUGCUCCGCCGGUAGUCCCCGCGCAUCGGAAGCCGUCCGAAGAGGGAGAACCUGCAAAAGGUAUGGAUCUAGAUCUUUUUAGGGCAAAAUUUUGCAAAACUGAAGGAUUCUGAUCAAAAGCAAGUCAGGACUGUGAGAGUUGCCGGCCCGAUCGGCCCGGGUCAUGACAAACCAUUAAACAUUUCGGCUUGUUCCUAAAAUUCAGUGUUUUUCAAUGCUCUAUAAUGAUCGCGUGCUGUAUUUCUGACAAAAGUAUAAAACGCCGGAACUUUUUUUAAUGUUUUACGGCUGACCGGGCCGACCCUGGCCAAGGCCGGGCAAAAUGUGGCCAUCGGCUCAUGCAGCCCUGCCCGUGACAAGUCUGCGAAAUUCUAUUAUUGCCGUUUCAGUCCGUCCCCAAUGGAGAGUUUCGGCAGAAGAGGAGAAGCCGGCCGGCGCCGUUCCCGCAGCAGUUCCAGUCGCCGCACAGAGACACAGUCGUGCGAGCCGCGCAUCGACUGAAGAGAAGACCGCGACGACGACGACCGAAUUCCGAGUGGAUGCCCAUUCUCGGCCGAUUCCAGUUGCGACGACGACGACGACAAGUCAUCUGAACAGUGGAACGAUCGGAAGAGGGUAAGGGGUUUUCACUUUUUCUGAUCAUUAUUAUCCUCCUUUUCUUCCAGAAGAUCCCACUCGCCACGUGCUCCGUCCCGAGAUGUCGUCCCUCCGCCAGUCACUGGCGAAACCCUGCUCUCCUGGUGCCAGAGGGUGACGAAUGGAUACUCGAAUGUCAAAGUUACCGAUUUCACGUGAGAUUCUGUUCUGUUUGUGCUCUCAGCAAUUCCGAUUCUUUAGAAAAUCCUGGAGAAAUGGGCUGGCUCUCUGCGCAAUUCUCCACACUUAUCGAUCGGAUCUGAUCGGUGAUUACGAGGCGCUCGACUUCUCGGAAAGGAUCGACGGACGCAAAUCGAACAUCCGGAAGGCGCUCGACGUGCUCUCCGUGAUGGGAAUCAACGACGUGCCGGCGAUCGACGACAUUCUCACUCCGGACCGCAAACAGAUUGAUCUGCUCCUCCAGAGAAUGCGUCGAGUGUUCGAGGGCUGCGAGGACGGCUCCACACCCGCCAGCGCAUCGGAUCAUCGCAUUUCGAUGACGUUCGGCAUCACAGAGACCGAAGAACACGUGGUCGCCGCGAUUGCGGAGCUUCGGAAUCGGCAACAUCUCGAGGAUGCGGUGGAUUACACACAUGUUCGGGAGGAAGAAGACGUGCAAGUGACUCCACAACUGGCCAGUCGUAAUCCGGCGUUGAAUCAGAAUCAAUAUCUGUAUCAGCCGGAAGCCGAUGAGGCGGAGACGUCGAACAUGCGCUUCGAGCGGAGCAACGUGAGCAUCACGAUGGUCACUCCGGGAGUCGGCACUAUUCGUUCAUCGGUAUCACGACGGGAAGUGUGCCCCGUACUAUUAUUCAUUUUCAGACGCGCGCAUCGCCAUCAAAACGAGACGAGCUGAGGCAGAGAGCGCGUGACAUGCUCGAAAAGUCGGCCAGCUCGUCGAUGACGAACACUCCGAACAUGCGGAAAGCGGGCGAGGAGGAUGAGAGGAGACGCGAAGAGGCUAGGAAGCUGCUCAACAACGAUCGACAGCAGCCGACAGGUCAGUUUUUCCGUCGUGCUUCUUCUGAAUUCCCUUUCUUCUCUUCUUCUCCUGCCGUGUCGUGUUAUUCUCUUUCUCGUGAGCGUGUGCUUUCAGCCGUCCCCUCCACCUCAUUCUCGCCCUAUUCAUCGUUCCGACGUCCUCACGGAUCCAACACUGAUCUCCGUCGUUGUGGUUCGUCGUUCUCCCGUGUUUGCCCUCCCGUAGUGAUCACUCUGUGCAGUGCCUCCCUCGUUUUCUUUCAGAAAUCGUCCGCCCGUCUGUCGAGGUGCGCAAAUUCCAAAUGCGAGAUCCGUCGCCGACGCUCGUCCGUAAACAAUGUAUCGUGCAGUGCCUAAACCAUCCAUUUUUCUUUUUUUUUCCCAAUAAAAUGGCAUAAAUUCUUUUUGCAGAUGAUCCGAACGACACGCCACACAUUCCGGCGAUCGGAAGGACGAGGACCAAUGGAAAUCGGGUUAGUCGGGAGAAUCGGAGAGUCAGAGAUGGAGAAAAGGGCGUGAAUUUGGAGUCUUGAGCUAAAAAUACUGGAAUUUCGUUCAUUUUCUGAUCUUUCCGAUCGUACGCCGAGACUCCGCCCCUUUUUCGGUCUCUGUAUGUCAAUUAACCGUCAACUCAUCAACAUUCUAUUCAGUUUCCUUCUUCUCCUAUCUUCCUUUCCUUUCUUUUUCGUUGUGCUCACCCGUGUUGUGCUCACUUUCCAGACAGACCAGCACUCCUCCUCCUCCUCGUCAACUUUCGACCGUGUCAAGCGAUACGGUAGUAUGCGAAGCGCCGAGCUGCGCGAAUCGUUGCAAGUGAUGGCGAAGCAGUACGGAUACCUGGUUUGUAAUGUUGUCAUGUGUUUCCAUCAACGCUUCUACAGUAACCAGUAACCCACAACUUUUUCGGCCAUUUCUCGGGUAUUCUAUUUCGAAUUCAGGGAACCGAUCCAGAAGCAUCUUCGCAAGACAUAAUGGCGACGCCGACGAAAAAGUUCUCGUCGCAAUGGGAGAAAGACGUGGACGACGUCGAGGGAACCGCCGAGGAGCUCAUUCGCAUCGACGGACGCAUCGCCGAUAUCAAUGCGCAGGCGGAUGUGAGCUCAGCCAUAUUUUCUCUCACUUUUUUCUGCUUCUUUCCAUUUCAGGUAAUUCAAGACAAGAUCCGUCAAACGGAGGUGGGCAGUUCGGAAGAGGAGAUGCUCACCGCCUCGUACCUCGAGCUGACCAACGAGCGCAACACCCUUGUCCACCGCCAGGACUACUACAACAUCAUCGAGACGAUUCGGCAGACGACGGCGCAAAUCAACGAGUUCAGCAAGCGACUCGACGAGAUCACGCAGAACACCGACGAUUAUCCGCGGAGCGUGGAGGAGAAGGCGGCGACGGAUCGGCUCAUGGAACAGUAUCGGAGUGCGCUCGACCAGAAGAGCCAUCAAGUUCAGAAGAUAUUCGCGAUGGAGGAGGAGAUGUGAGUGGGUUACACUUUUCGAUGAAAGUCUGCUCUUUUUCAGCCAAGAAGACUCGGACCGCCUCAAAAACCUGACUCUCGAUCGGGCGACGCGUUUCGUGCGCGGCAUCGAUCAGCCCGUUUCGGCGUCGAAACGACUCAUCCAGUGGUGGCGUCGUUGA
Messenger RNA from Caenorhabditis sp. 36 PRJEB53466, 4117 nucleotides. The record is from the annotation of a GenBank genome assembly. Lineage: Eukaryota; Metazoa; Nematoda; Chromadorea; Rhabditida; Rhabditidae.